AUGCACACUACACACUAUGAACUAUUAAAUAUUCCAUAUAACGCGACUUUAGAUGAAGUGAAACGAGCUUACAAGUUCAAGCUUUUAACCACGCACCCUGAUAAAUUAAGCUCGCCAGAUUCAAAUGGUGCAGAUAUUGCGAAAAUCGUGGAAGCUUACAAUACCUUGUCGGAUGCCACAGCACGAGCAUCAUAUGAUCUACAGCUCCACAAUUCCAGCAAGUCUGCAGGUUAUAAUCUCUCUGGACGCGGGUUGGAUGUGUACAGCCUUGACGAUUUCAGAUUUGUUGACGACAACACCAGCUUCUACAGAGACUGUCCUCGGUGUGAGUUAGUUGAUGGGUUUAUACUUUCUGAACAAGACUUGGAAAACGGCACUUCUAAUGGUGAUGGCGGAUUCGACAUCAUUGCACAAUGUAGCAGUUGUAGUCUAUGGAUCCAAAUUACCUACUUCGAGUCCGAGGAGUAA
Messenger RNA from Lodderomyces elongisporus, 468 nucleotides. RefSeq lists its product as uncharacterized. The transcript has a single exon. NCBI's taxonomy places the organism in Eukaryota, Fungi, Ascomycota, Pichiomycetes, Serinales, Debaryomycetaceae. The record is from RefSeq and is a predicted model, not a curated record. The coding region runs from base 1 to 468 and encodes 155 amino acids.